UACUUUCGACUUCCAACACAAGUUUUUGUUUUCUUAAAUCAAGAAUUCAACUGGACGUGCUAAUCACCAUACACCCUGUAUAGGUGACAUUACUGUUACAGAAACCGUUUUAGUUUCAGUUUUGGUGUAAAUGUUUUUGAAAAAAUUAAUUCAAUUUUACAAUAAUGAGCGAGAAAUCUAAUAUGAAGUUGGCUAAAGAAGAACAGGAGCUCUCACUUGGUGAAGAAGAAGAGUCAAAUGACGAAUCUGAUAAAGAACAGGACUCAGACGGUGUGGGUGUUACUGAAGGUGCUGAAGAUAUCGAGCACAGUGAAGGUGAUAAGGGGGAUGAGGAUGACGAGGAUGAAGAGGAUGAGGAGGACGAUAAGGGGAAUGAAGAUAACGUGAGUAAUAGCAUGAGUGAUAUUAGUGUUGAGCAUGAUGAUAUGCUGACAACUUCAAGAGCAAUAAAUAUGAAUCUAACGCUGGGCGGUGGUGUCAAGAGAAUUGCAUUGAAAAAACCUGAAACAAAAACAAAUACUAUUAUAGCCGUAAAUGGUAAUAAACCUAAGCGUGUACCGACACAAGUAAUGGUAGAUACGGCUAUAAUGGAGCUAAACGAACGUACUGGUUCCUCUAUAGUUGCCAUUCGAAAUUAUAUUAUAUCCAAUUACGCAAAUAUUGAAGAGAAAAAAGUUAAUUUGCAGAUUAAAAGAUAUAUAAAAGACUCGUUGUCUAUUGGAAAAUUAUCACAAAUCAAGCGUUCAUUUAAGUUAACAGCUGAAGCUAAAAAGGAGAUUGCUAUGGAGAAAACUAGAAAGUUGAAGAUGCAAAAAAAGCAAGAAAAAAUUGCCGAAACUAAAGCUAAAGGAAAAGCUAAUGCCAAUGCAAAGAAGAAAGAUAACGAGACAGCAAAAAAUAAUAAAAAAACUACUGCAGAGAAGACAACAACAGCAGAAAAGAAUGCAAAAAUUUCUAAGAAAACCACAACUAAGAAAGCUGCUACGGAUGUAAAGGUAUUAAAACCCACUGGUGCAGGAAAGGCCACAGUAAAGAAGACAGUAACUAAGCCCAAGAAACCCAAACUAAAAAUUACAAAUACUAAGGCUCCGAUAGAAAACGGUGGUCAACCUAGUGGUGGCAAUGCAAAGAAGAAGACGGAGAAAACUGAGAAACCUAUGAAAUCUGUUCCCACUGCAAAGGUCGCAAAGGUCCCAAAAGUCUCAAAAGUUCCAAAGGUCGCACAGGUCGCUGAGCCAGAGAAACCUAAAGCAAAAGCGAAAGCAAGUAAAUAAUAAAACAAGAAUUCU
This is a messenger RNA of Teleopsis dalmanni, 1289 nucleotides long. Its product is annotated as ribosomal RNA processing protein 36 homolog. Gene Ontology annotation, molecular function: chromatin binding; RNA binding; histone binding. Bases 165 to 1274 code for a protein of 369 amino acids. Lineage: Eukaryota; Metazoa; Arthropoda; Insecta; Diptera; Diopsidae. Gene Ontology annotation, cellular component: nucleosome; cytoplasm; nucleoplasm. Gene Ontology annotation, biological process: nucleosome assembly. The record is from RefSeq and is a predicted model, not a curated record. The transcript has 4 exons.